Molecule: messenger RNA, 709 nt
Organism: Rhododendron vialii
Lineage: Eukaryota; Viridiplantae; Streptophyta; Magnoliopsida; Ericales; Ericaceae
Product: cytochrome P450 71A1-like
Exons: 1
Coding region: 77-697 (206 amino acids)
Molecular function (GO): iron ion binding; heme binding; oxidoreductase activity, acting on paired donors, with incorporation or reduction of molecular oxygen
Source: RefSeq, a predicted model, not a curated record
UCAACUUCUUUCCUCUCCCCUUCCAUAUCUGGCUUUACUAACUCGUUGAUUCUUUUGUCCUUUCAUAUGACAGGACAUGUUUGUAGGUGGAACAGAUACUAGUUCAGCAACCAUGGAGUGGGCAAUGACCGAGCUGAUGAAAAAUCCAACUAAAAUAAGAAAAGCUCAAGAAGAGGUAAGACGAGUGGUCGGGAAUAAAUAUGAGAUAGAUCAAGAAGAUAUUGAUCAAAUGGACUACUUAAAAUGUGUUGUCAAAGAGACUCUUAGACUACAUCCUCCAGUUCCAUUUUUGGUCCCUAGAGAAUUGAAUAAGAGCGCUAGGUUGGGAAGUUAUGAUAUUGCUCCCAAAACAAGAGUGUUCAUCAAUGCAUGGGCAGUUCAAAGGGAUCCUAAAUUAUGGGGCAUGCCAGAAGAAUUCCUUCCAGAGAGAUUUGUUGACAGUCCGAUCGAUUUUAAAGGGAAUGACUUCCAAUUCAUCCCGUUUGGUGCUGGGCGAAGGAGCUGCCCUGGCAUGUUAUUUGGUGUCAUUCAAGUUGAAUAUGCACUUGCCAACCUCUUGUACUGGUUUGACUGGAAGCUUGUGGGUGGUGCUGGUGGGAACGACCUAGACAUGAGUGAGGCUUAUGGAUUAGUCAUGCACAAGAAAAUUCGUCUUCAACUUGUUCCGGUUACGCACUCUCCUGCAUUUCUGAAGUGACCUAUAGCUUCU